CACCGCGGCGCCGUGGGCCUGGGCCUCGGGCCUCGCCGCCCGCCAGGGCUUCAGCACCGACCGCGACGAGCUGAUGGAGGUGUUCCUGGUCAUGGACACGGACGGGAACGGGAUGCUGAACGCCACGGAGAUUCAGGACACCAUCGGCAGGCUGGGCGGCGGGUGGCUCUCCGGCGCGGAGCUGGAGCAGAUGCUCGGCGACGCGCUCGCGAACUGCGACGGCGAGAUAGACUUCAACGGCUUCAAAUACGCCGUGACGAACUCGCACAAGGCCUCCCGUGCGCGCGCGGCGCGCGGCUGGUCGAACGACGAGUGGUGGCGGGACCCGGCCGCCCUGCUGCCGGCGAACAUGCUCGACAACGCCACGCCGGAG
Prorocentrum cordatum is the source of this 373-nucleotide messenger RNA. NCBI's taxonomy places the organism in Eukaryota, Dinophyceae, Prorocentrales, Prorocentraceae. The record is from the annotation of a GenBank genome assembly.